Aspergillus affinis is the source of this 555-nucleotide messenger RNA. RefSeq lists its product as uncharacterized. The transcript has 2 exons. The record is from RefSeq and is a predicted model, not a curated record. Bases 1 to 555 code for a protein of 184 amino acids. Lineage: Eukaryota; Fungi; Ascomycota; Eurotiomycetes; Eurotiales; Aspergillaceae.
AUGACAGACGGGUUUCAUAAGAAAAGAAUGACAGUGAAGUUCCAAAAGCACUUAGAAGCGCGACCAGGGCGGGCGGCCUCAGCCCCGGUGCACGUGCCCCCAUCCCGCGCCAAUUCUGCCAAUUCUGCCCUUCUGGACGGGCCAGACAAAACUCCUCUUUGCUGGCUGUUUAACGACGUCUUAAGGCCCUCAAACCCUCCCCCGCGACAUCCCGUAAACUCCGGUGUAAAUCCCUCAUUUGUAAGAUCCACGGCCGAGAUAGACCCCGGCGCGUCUUUUGACCUCAACUUGACGGAAUUUCGACGUCGUUCGGCCCACAAGCCAGAGGUGUCCGUGAGCGACGAGAAGGAGGAAAGAAAGAUGGACAGGAACAUGGAGCUCUGCCCCAGCUUCUCGAAGCUUAUCGCCUUUUGGCUCCUCCCCGCCGGUUCGACCUCUGGCCUUGAUAUCAUGUGCCGGCUGACUCAGCGCGCCCUGGGAGUCCUGAGGCCGCCUCCGCUAAUCCCGGUCGGGCAGUCGCCGUUAAAGCGGCGCCCAUCCGGUCCGAAAUCCUGA